AUGCUUGACACCUGUUCCCUGUUUCGAGCCCUAUUCGGUCAUGACAAAGCCAUUUACUUUUUGGAUGCAAAUGCGAGAUUUCGUUUCCAUUGGAAGAAUAUGGGAGACACUAUAAUGGCAGGGUCAGCAAAAAUGUUAUUCAGCAAUGAUUUUGAGGAUCUGCAUGAUGAUGGUUUUGUGGGGUCAGCUGAUGAGUAUAGAAUUUUUGCGAAGGUGUUCUUUGGAAAUGACAGUGGCAGUGGUAAAGGAUGCGUUGUUAGCAGUGGUAAAGGAUGUGUUGUUACUGGUUGUGACUAUAAUAAGCAAACAGACAUAUCCCUCUGUUCCAAUAGUGGAAACUCAUCGUUAACGAGUCAGGAUGAUUACUUUGAUGCAAAAGAGGAUUCGAGGGGGAAAACUCCGCUAGAAUGUCUCUCAGAAGAUUUAACAUCACCAAACAAAAGUAAUCAUGAAGCAAAGUUAGCUGUUGAAAAUCAUCCAAAUUGGAAACUUGAUCUAGGGGAUAUCUUGAAUAUAUCUGUCUGCGAAGGAGUUAUGGGUAUGUACCAACAAGAUUCUUACACUGCUUGUCGCAUGAUAAAACAUUGUUUACUUGAAUCAUCUGGUGAGGGGGUUAUUUAUCGUCACUAUCAACCGAAGGGACAUGUUGAUCUGGGCCAAGGUUAUGAAAUUAGUGGAAUGGGUGGCUCUAAGAAUAGAUUAUCUUCAGAUGGACAUGACCAGAAGGAUGUUGUAAGUAUAGCAAUUACUUCGCCUGCUUCUCAAGAGAGCUAUGCAAGUAAGCUUCUAGUGAUGGAUCCAGCUAUUUCUGUUAAAAACAAGUUGGGAAGUCAUCGACCUGCCAAGCCUAGAUGGAAGGACUCCUGCUUUCUGAAACUGGAUGAUGAAGAAUUAUCAAUGCCAAGGGACAUAAAAAAUGACCCUCGUCCUCUUCUUCGCUAUCACAUUAAUCGCUUACUUAGAGCAGCAGGAUGGGUGAUUGGGAGGCGCAAGAGGAAAAGUAAAUACAAUGGGAUUGGAGAAUAUGUUUACAAGUCACCAGGAGGAAGACCGUUUCGUGAAUUUCAUAGAGCUUGGUCCAUGUGUGGUGAGAGUUUGUUGACUGAUGCCUUUGAUUUUGUGCAGAGAAAUGAUUCUAACCAGUGGAAUGAUAUGACUGAGUUAUGGACAGAUUUAUCUAACACAUUUAAAGAGAUUGAAGAGAAACACAAUAGUUUAGAAACUACUUUGGCUAUGGCUCAUUUAUGGUCUCUUCUGGAUCCCUUCGCGAAGGUAGUGUUCAUUGACAAAACAAUUCGCUCAUUGAAAAAGGGAAUUGCAGUUGAAGCAAAGAGAAGUUUGGCAUAUGAAAGAGAUGGUGGGCAUGUUGCCAAAUACCGAAAAAUCUUGGGAAACGACCAGACUGAUAUUCUGUUUGAAGUUCCCAUCAUCUCAGGAAACACAUGUCCUUUGCUUGGAGGACCCGAGACUCAUCAAGAUAGCAAUACAGGUUCCCAAAGCUUAAACAAAGACAGACCUGAGGAAGAAGGCUGUUCUGGAUAUGAUAGGAGGGUUCAUAAAAAAUCCAGAAAGAUAUCUGAAAUGAAAGUCACUAGUCUGUAUCAAUGUCAUUCAAAUGCUCAAGAGUAUUCGGUAGAGGAAACAAAUCGUUGCAGAAUUGGAUCAAAGAAAUCAAAGACAUCACAUCUUAAUGAUAACGAUCUCUUGAUUUCAGCUAUUAUAAAAAACAAAACUGUUAGAUCUUCCAAGAAGCGGGCCAGCUGCAAAUCCAAGCCUCUAAGGAAGCCCAAGAGACGAAAAGGCAGUUGUAGAUUGCUUGUAAGGAGCCUUAACAAGGGUGCAAAGCAUUUGAUGGAAGGGAAGUGGCCUGCUUCUGAAUUGAGAACUGUGUUAUCCUGGUUAAUUCAUUCUGGUGUUGUCUCACUAAAUGAAGUGGUCCAGUUACGGAAUCUGAAAACGGAUGUGGUGGUGAAAGAUGGUUUAAUUACUAGGGGAGGUAUAUUAUGCAAGUGUUGUAAUAAGGUGCUUUCCAUCUCUGCUUUUAAGAAUCAUGCUGAUUUUGGGUUGAAGCAUCAUUGCAUCAAUCUUUUCAUUGAGUCUGGUAAGCCAUUAACCUCGCGCCAGCUCGAGGCCUGGUCAGCUGAAUACAGGGCCAGAAAAGUAGCUCCUCAAACUGGCCAAGUUGAUGAGACAGAUCAAAAUGAUGAUAGUUGUGGGCGCUGUGGUGAUGUUGGUGAACUGAUAUGCUGUGAUAGCUGUCCAUCCGCGUUUCAUCAGGCAUGCUUGUUUGAACAGGAGCUGCCAGAGGGAAGCUGGUAUUGCCCGCAAUGUCGUUGCUUGAUUUGUGGGGCUGUGGUCAAUGCUAAAGAUGCUUCACAAUCUCAUAGCUCUUUUAAAUGCUUGCAGUGCGAGUUCAAAUAUCAUGAGACGUGCAUGCAAGGGAAGGGCUUGAAAAUUGAAAUGGCCUCAGAUAACUGGUUCUGUGGAGAAUACUGUCAGGAGGUAUACUCAGGUCUUCGAUCUCGCAUUGGGUUGAUAAAUCAUCUUUCUGAUGGCUACUCUUGGACGCUUCUUCAGUGUAUUAAUGGCGAGCAGAAAGUUCAUUCUGAUGAGUGCUUUGUUGCUUUGAAGGCAGAAUGCAACUCAAAGCUUGCUGUUGCAAUCACGAUUUUGGAGGAAUGCUUUCUUCCGAUGGUGGACCCAAAAACAGGCAUAAACAUGAUACCUCAAGUCAUGUACAACUGGGGAUCAGAAUUAGCACGUCUGGACUAUAGUGGGUUCUAUGCUGUGGUUUUGGAGAAAAAUGACAUCAUGUUGUCUGUAGCAUCCAUCAGAAUCCAUGGGGUUACUGUAGCAGAGCUGCCUUUAGUUGCUACUUGCAGCAAUUAUCGUCGGCGGGGACUGUGUCGGCUCCUUAUUAAUUCUAUAGAAGAGAUGUUGAAGUCUUUGAGGGUCGAGAAGCUCGUUGUAUCUGCCAUUCCCAGUGUAGUGGAGACAUGGACAAAGGGUUUUGGCUUCGAACCCCUGGAAGACGACGAGAGACAAAGUUUGAGCAAAAUUAACCUCAUGGUGUUUCCAGGAUCCGUAUGGCUGAAGAAGCCUUUGUAUCAGAAUACCAUGCAUCAAGAGAAUGGACCAAAUGAAACUUCAACUUCUGAAGCAAAUGAUCCUGGAGAAAUGGGAACUCUUGAGGAAGGAUUUUCAACCACACAGUCUGUUCAAGAAGCCAAUACUGAAACAGGAACCAUAUUUCGUGACUUAGAGAAUUCUCAAUCACAUGAAAAACAAGACUCCGUGAUUUCAUCUGAUGAACAAGAGCAUAGACAAUCAUCCAAUCAUGAAUUUUCUGUUCAAGAAGCUCAUACUGGGUCAGGAUCCGGCAGUGCUCUCUCUGAUAAUAUGCAAUCACAUGAAAAGCAAGACCCUGUCAUUUCAUCUGACGAACAAGAGCUUAGACUAUUAUCCAAUCAUGAAUUUUCUGUUCAAGAAGCCCAUACUGAGACAGGAUCCGGGCAUACUCUCUCUGACAUUAUGCAAUCAUAUGAAAAACAAGACCAAUCUGACGAACAAGAGCUUAGACUAUUAUCCAAUCAUGAUUUGUCUGCUCAAGAAGCCCAUACUGAGACUGGAUCAGGACAUUCUGUCUCUGAGAAUUUGCAAUCAGUUGGAAAACAUGACCUUGGCAUUUCCUCUGAUGAACAAGAGGGGAGACAACUAUGGAAUCACAAUCUUUCUGUUCAAGAAGCCAAGACUCAGACUCAGACAGAAAACAGAAAUGGAGGUAGCCAACUUGAAGCUGCUGAUGGCCGCCCAUAUGCUGCAAUAUGUGCAGCGCCUGCAGUUGCGCUUGGAGCGUGGGGGCUCUUGAAGGGGUUGAAAGCAACUUGUUACCCAUCAUUUGUGGAGCAGCUAUCAUCUUCUGCUACUUCUGUCGAAUCGAAAGUCCAGAAGGAUGGAAAAGUCGUGACCAGUCGAGGACCGGGAACAGCUAUGGAGUAUUCUGUAAGCCUGGUCGAACUACUCUACGGGAAGGAAAAAGCUGAUGAAGUUUCUGGACCACUGGUCAGAGUGAUGCAAUCCCUGUUUUCAGAAGAGGGGCCCUGUGAUGCACUCUCAGAUACUCCAUAG
Molecule: messenger RNA, 4128 nt
Organism: Fraxinus pennsylvanica
Lineage: Eukaryota; Viridiplantae; Streptophyta; Magnoliopsida; Lamiales; Oleaceae
Source: the annotation of a GenBank genome assembly